AUGGGCAGUUACCUGGGCAAGCCAGGCCCGCCGUCGGGGUCCGCCCCGGUGCGCGCCGACCUGCCCGAGCGCCCCGUGACCCGCCGGCCGGCCCAGCCGCUUCACCAGGUGCACCGGGUCCAGCACGUCCAUCGCGCCCACCCUGCGCCCCGGCACCGGCCUGCCCGACGGCCGCCCAACUGGGACCCCGCCAAGCCCACCGCCAGGAGGUGCAGCGAGGCGUGGCGGCGCUUUCCCAUGCGGAGGCCCGCCACGUCCUUCCUGGGGCCGCAGCCCGCCGACUGGUGGGAGAGUUACCUCAAGCGCAGCAUCUGGUCCCUGCGGCACCCGCGGGCCGUCUGGAGCCCCGUGACCGUCAGGAUCGCGCCUCCCGAUCCCAGCGAGCCGCCGGCCACACCGCCAGCCGAGGUUAUCACCCUGGCGGGGUCCUCUGCUGCGGAGAAGACGCCAAGCCCAGACCCGUGUGCCAAGGAGACGGUGCUGACCGCCCUCCGGGAGAGCCGGAAAGGGAGGGUGUGGCUGGUGGAACCCCUCUCCGCCGAGAACGUGGACCCCCAGAGCGCGGAGCCCAGACCCUCCGCCUUCAGGGCCCUGAGGCGAAGCGGGGGUCUUCCUUCCUACUCGCCGAGGCCCGGGCCCCUGCAGCGCGGCGCUCGUCCCGGGAGCUCGGCUCACGCAUUACGACCCAGGCCCAGCCGCACCUCUGUCAGCUCCGGGGCCAGUAGGCCCCCGCUGGGCCCCCUCAUCGCGCAGAGAAACGCCAUCAGCAGCUCCUACAGCUCUGGGAAGGAGUCCUCCGAGCCUCGGAAGAGAAGCGCAUCCCCCUCGGCCCCAGAGUGGCCCGUGAAAAGGCCAGAGAAGGGCCGUGGCGGCCACUCUCCAGUGCCACCCGCAUCACACACGCCCGUCCAGGACUCCAGCAGCUCCGAGCCGCCAAAGCCAGAGGCCCCGCUGCUGCUCUGUGACCCCGGGAACACCGCACCCCCGGCCGCAGGGACCCCGCUCUGCAAGGCCUUCCCUGCCGGGGACCCCGCCCAGGAGGAGAGAGCUGGGCCCCCGCAGGGCGGCCAAGCCCAAGAGGUCACAGCUCGGCCCACCACCGACGUUGUCCCUGAGAAGCCACGUCCGCUGCCUCACACCUUGCUCUGCGUGGAGACAGUGCCAGCUCUGGCCACCGAGCCCACGGUGGGAAGUUUCAAGGAAGGCCAGCAGCCCCCCGAACGCCCGCUGUCCCCCCAAGCUCCUGCAGAUGCCAGCACCGUGACCCAGUCACCUCCGGAGGCCCCCAGCCCACUGACCCCCGAGUCAGGGCCUCCAGGAGACGCAAAGCCCGAAGCUGGUUUGGUCCUCCUGGGCCCUGUGUCCACCACCUCGCCAGCCACGGACGCCCCGCGGCCACCUGCAACCCCGGAGGCCGACGGGUCUGCCAGGCCCCAAGGCUCCCUCGGUGAUGCUCCUGGGCCCCUUGGGAGGCUGAGUCACCCAGCUCCCCUCCUUCCUGCCCCUCCGGCUGCAACUUCCGCCGACCCCAGGACCAAACCCAUCUCGGGGCUCCCCCCCGGCGGCCUGGUCGCGGCUUCCUCAGCAGCCGUGGCCCCCAGCCCAGCUGACGCCUCCCAAGCUGGUGCCUCCCAGGCCCUGCUGGGUCUGGGUUGUAUGAACGUCACCAGGGCCUUUAGUUGCGCUGUCGCCUCCCGUUCCACGAGCCAGGCCUCCGUGCUCGGGGUCAGCUUCUCCUGCACCACAGGCUUCGUCCCGGCCGUGCGCACCGUGGCCGUGCUGAGCCAGGUGCUCCCCAGCGCUGUGCCCAUCUCUUCCAGCAGAGGCGCCACCAGCCUGGGGCCCCUCGGGAGCCCCCUGGCCGCCACACAGCCAGCCUGGUCACCCAGCAUCUCCCAUGCGGCCCCAGCACUCGCAGCUUCCCCGCCGUUAGGCCCCACGCCAGCUCCGCCCCACUCCGGGGGAGCCACGUCGCGGUCAGCGGGGGGGUCGGGGCCCGAGCAGAAGCCAAGAGCACCCCCGCCGGGGACCGUCCCCAAGCCCGACUCCCGCAGGACCACGAGCUUGUCCGCCAGCAUCCGGCCCGCCGCGGGCAGCACGGCGGUGGGGUUCUCCGUCCAUCAGGCCGGCGCGGCUGCUUUGGGCGCUGUCCCCCUGGUCCCCCACAGUGGGGCCGGCGGCUCCAUGUUUGGCAGCACAGCCCCACGACCCUUUGCCUUCGGGGGCUUAGAGACCCCAAUGGACUGUGGGGAGAGUGGACCCCUCGGGCCAGCCCCCAACGUGAGCUCCGCAGCCCGAGCAGGCGCGUUCAGUGUGGGACCUGUGCCACCCAGCGGGACCACGGGCCUGGCCACCCCCUUCGCAGGAGCCUGGGGCCAGAGCAUCCCAGGCCCGGGCAGCCAGAGCUCAGCGUUCGCCUCGGGAGGAGCCAUGUUCGGCGGCGGCCUCAUCGCCCCCUUUGCUCCGCACCCCGCAGGCCCCGGCCCGGCUAAGCACCGCACAGCUGGGGCGCCGCCUUCCCCCGCGCAGGGCGCGCCGGCCAGGGGCCCUUUCCGCUCAUCGGCCCCUUCGUUUUCCAUUGGCACCAAGUUCAAAACCCCAAAGAGUCGGGAGCAAGGGCACUCCCGGCGGCACCAUGGCCACAAGAAAUAG
This is a messenger RNA of Sorex araneus (European shrew), 2652 nucleotides long. RefSeq names its product POM121 transmembrane nucleoporin like 2 (gene POM121L2). Bases 1 to 2652 code for a protein of 883 amino acids. Gene Ontology annotation, cellular component: nuclear pore. Gene Ontology annotation, molecular function: structural constituent of nuclear pore. The record is from RefSeq and is a predicted model, not a curated record. The transcript is spliced from 2 exons. Lineage: Eukaryota; Metazoa; Chordata; Mammalia; Eulipotyphla; Soricidae. Gene Ontology annotation, biological process: RNA export from nucleus; protein import into nucleus.